Molecule: messenger RNA, 8087 nt
Organism: Drosophila grimshawi
Lineage: Eukaryota; Metazoa; Arthropoda; Insecta; Diptera; Drosophilidae
Gene: l(3)80Fj
Product: eIF-2-alpha kinase activator GCN1
Exons: 4
Coding region: 44-7966 (2640 amino acids)
Biological process (GO): cellular response to amino acid starvation; regulation of translation
Cellular component (GO): cytosol
Molecular function (GO): protein binding; protein kinase regulator activity
Source: RefSeq, a predicted model, not a curated record
GUACCAUCACCAAUUUAGUCCACACGUUUGCGUUUAAGAAAAAAUGGAUAUUCCUAAGCUAUCGAAUGCUCUCCGGGAUUUGCCCAACAGAGUUCUCAACGUGUCCGUGGAGGAGCGCCUGUCACUCUUUCAGAAUGUCUGUGCGGUGCUGGACAAUCCCGGUGUAAAUUCAGCCAUCAUUCGAGGUAUAUGUAAAGUAAUAGGGACGACGCUGACAAAGUACAAGGAUCCACCAUCUCAGCUACUAGUUCGGAAGCUAAUUUGUGAUCUUUUAACAUUUCAUCAUGAUUUAACUAUUGAACAUAUGUUGUCUGUCAUUAAAACACUUCUGCUGAAGGAAUUACCAUUGACAGCUGCUCAUAAGUCAUGCAGAUCGGCUGUGGUUGCCUUAGGAUGGAUUUGUCUGCUAUUGAAGAAUACCGACCGAGGCUCAAAUAUUUUUAAAACUGAAAAAUUGCGAAUGCUUGAAUAUCAGUCGAUGCUAUACCAAACAACUUUACUAGCCCAAAAUGCACGUGUUACGGAAGCAGCUACAAAAAUCAUAUACGAUUUAUGGGAGAAUAAAAAUAUCUUCGAUGAAACGAUGAUUGCGCUAUUUGAAAUGGAUGCAACUUCAAACGUUACAAUAAUGAUAAUGAUGAUGAUACGAUUCGAGACAGAACGCAAGCAGUUGAAUAUACUGAAAACCUAUAAAAUUAAAGCUGUCGAAUACUUUGUGAAAAGUAUGAUACUGUGCAAAUCAAAGCCGGAAAAGCCUUUCAUAACUGCUUGUCAACCAUUAUUAUCAACACUUAAUGAUUCUGAAUUUAACUCGUACAUCUACAAUGAUUUACAAAAGUCAAUAUUAAGGAGUCCUGAAAAUACACUAGAGAGCGUUGGAUUAAUUUUUGAUCUUGUCAAUAUUGAUUGCAGUCCUUACGCUUCCCAAAUCGGAACUGUUUUAAUCAAAAAGUUGUACAGCGAUGGAGAACUUGCUCGACGCGAAUCCUUGGAGUCCUUAAAGAAUCUAUCGCAGAAGUGCUCCGAUGGCAACAUUAUAAAAAAAUUGUUGGAACUUAUUUUCUCUAUUUUGAAUGGAUCUGAUGGAAAAAUAAAUGUUGUGGAAUAUAGAAUCAAUUUGCUGCAGGGUGCUGGUUACUUAAGCUUUAAUAAUGUAACUGCGGAUAAUUCAGACGAUAUUUUAAACAGAGCUGUUGAUUUAUUCUGGAAAGCGCUUGAUACUGAAUCACAGGAAAAAGUGAUAUGCUGUACACUGGAGAUGUUUGGUUUGUGGUGCGGAAAAUUUAAGAAUGAGCUACCCACUGUGAUUAUAAACAUUUUCAAAAUUGGCAUUGAACAAAAGAACACAACUCAAAUUAUUCGUCAAAGUUACCUGGAAUGGUUGCUGUCAUCUAUACAAAAUGCCAAAGUCAAGGAUACCAGCAAUAUAGUACCAACCUUAUAUGCGUUGUAUUCAAAAGCACUACAGCAUUUUCCGCAACCCUCUUAUGUGUCAGAGGCCGCGUGUAUUGCCUGUAUUUUGUUAAUUUUAGAUGAACCAUCCGAAUCGUAUUCAUACUUCUGGAGCUCCAUAUUUGACAUGAGUAAGCAGCAUUUCUUUAAUGAAAAAUUCAUAGCGACAGCAGCACCGGAAACCUUAUGCCACAUCUCGUUUAUGGCGAAAAUAUUAUUAAAAUCGUAUUUAGAUCAAAUCAAGGGUCCUGUCGAUCAGUUGCAUCGAGCCUUGCUCAACAAUUUAUGCAGCAGUUCACUGAAAGUAAGAAAUUACACAAAAGGACAAGUUCGCGAAAUCACAAAAAGUGCAGAUGGUGUAGAUUUUGUUAAGCUUUCUCUCAAAGAGUAUAGUCAUUUUAUAAAUACUGCAAAAAAUCAAAAUGAAAUCGACAAUUGCAUAGAUCAGAAUGGUACUUCAAAUCAAGCCUUUGUCGAAGCACUAGAAGUUAUAUGCGGCCUAGAAAAUGUUUCGCAUGAGGACUCCCUUGAGUUGACAACACUACUUUUAGAUAUUGCCAAUUGUCCAGCUGUAUCAUCCAGUAAUCCAUAUUUUUGGGAAAAUACCAUUGAGAAAAAUUUUCACUUAAAUCCCGAACAUUUUAUUGCAUUAAACAAAGCCGAAAUUAUUGAGACCUAUGUAGAUAAUUUCAAAAUUUGCCGAGCUUAUGAAAAUAUUAUUGCUUCACUAGUGCGAAUAAAUCCGCAAAUAAUAGUACCUCCCAUUAUAAUGCGAAUAAAAAAAUAUCUAAAUGAUGAUAGCAAUUUUGGCAUUAGUAAUGAAGAAUUUUUGAUAUUUAUGACCCCUGAUGGCGAGUUGUACGAUAAAAGUGUAAUUCCACAUGUAGACGCCCAAUAUAAAACGAUUGGUGUUAAGCGAGAAAAUAAAGUCUACAGUUAUAAGGAACAGUUGGAGGAAAUUCAACUUCGUCGUGAAAUUGACGAGAAACGUCAAAAAGAGGGCAAAUCCAAAACCGUAAAAUUAACGCAGAAGCAACAGGAAUUAAUCAAAAACCAAACAGAGAAGGAACUGCGCAUAAAAUCGCGCGUUCAAGAAAUGUAUGAGAAAUUAAUGUGUGUCAUCAGCUUGCUUAAAGCUUCUUGUUUUGGAAACGAAAAAUAUCUUGCGUUACAUUUUCAUACGUUAUUAGAUGAUAUUCUACGAGCAACUCACAGCCCUCUGAGCGCUGAGCCAUUGACCGAUCUAUACUAUUUCUUGCAUAAAAUGUGUUUUAAGGAUCAUUCAGAUGUGGGUCGCUCAAUUUCCAUUGCAACACUAAGACUCCAAAAUCCAUCUUGCCCAUUAAAGGAGGAGUGGAAUGCCAACAACAUCAAUGAUAGCAUCAUCGAUAUUAUAUCAAAUAUCAAUAAGCUUGUAGUUAUCCAGUCGAACAUAUUGGAUUCACAAUCUUUUUCAUACGCCUUUGAAUUUCUGAAACGUGCAAUUACUUGCUUAAAUGAUAAUGCAAAUGAGGAAAUUAUAUUGACAAGUAUAAAGCUAAUGGAAAUCCACGUGAAACCCCAACAGGUUGAAAAUGCUGACAGUAAUCAUCCAAAGUAUUUGCCAAGGCUGGGCAUGUUUGAAAUACUGCUGUAUUUAAUCAAAAAUACAACACCGGCAAUUCAACCCCAAGCUGUAAAUGCGCUCUUGGAAGUUGCAAAAGUUUCAUCUGGUGGUAAAUUAAAUGCCACUCCAGAUAAUCGUAUAAUUGAAUUAUUUUUAGAAGCUUUGCAAAGCAAUAUCGAUACGACUAGGGAUGUAGCAUUGCGUGCAAUUCAAAUCAUGAUUAAACCAUUAAUUGACUAUGCAAAAACUGAUGCCGACUUGGAAAAACAAAUUAUCGCGAGAUUGUGGAUUGCUAAAUUUGAUAUCUCAUCCGAUAUCAGAAGACUCGCCGUCGAUGUGUGGGACUCUUCUGAAUAUCCAUAUCCCGAGUUUAACGAUAUUAUUCGAGAUAUUACACAUGCCGAACUAUGCAUACAAAAAGCAUCCGCGGAGUCCUUAAUACCAUUGAUAAUAAAAGACAACAGCCUAAUUAAAUGUGGACUAAUGAAAAUGCUGGCAAUUUAUAAUGAAAAGCUCACUUUGAUUCCGCCAAAACUGGAUAAAUUUGAUCGUGAAAUCGAACCCGCUUCUGAUCAGUGGAAGCCGCGCAGAGGUGUCGCUAUUGCAAUAUCUCAAAUUGCACAGUUUUUGUCCAUUGAAGACAUCAAUUAUUUAAUGCAAUUUAUGGUAUCCCAGGGCCUUGGUGACCGCGAAGAAAUUGUCCAUAAAGAAAUGUUAGCGGCUGCACUGAAAAUAGUUGACUUGCAUGGCAAAGAGACAAUUGUCAGCUUACUGCCCGUCUUUGAAGAGUUUCUCGAUAAGGCACCCAAGUCACAAAGCUUUGAUAAUAUUCGUCAGGCUGUUGUUAUUCUGAUGGGUUCGCUGGCUAGACAUUUGGAAAAGGAUGAUAAGCGAAUUGAUCCCAUAGUCAAGCGAUUAAUAACUGCCCUGUCUACACCAUCGCAACAAGUUCAGGAAGCGGUAUCAAACUGUUUGCCACAUUUGAUGCCAUCGGUUAAAGAUGAAGCUCCAGCAAUGGCUAAAAAACUACUACAGUCAUUGGCAAAAUCCGACAAGUAUGGAGAGAGAAGAGGUGCUGCCUACGGCAUCGCUGGCAUCGUGAAAGGUCUUGGCAUCUUAUCGCUGAAGCAGCUGGACAUCAUGUCGAAGCUAACGUCCUACAUACAGGACAAGAAGAACUACAGAUGUCGUGAGGGUGCUCUAUUUGCCUUUGAAGUCCUAUGCACUACUCUUGGCCGUUUGUUCGAGCCAUAUAUUGUCCAUGUCUUACCGCAUUUGUUGCAAUGCUUUGGCGAUUCCUCGCAAUACGUGCGACAAGCUGCCGAUGAUACUGCCAAGGUGGUAAUGGGCAAACUGUCUGCUCAUGGAGUUAAGCUGGUGCUUCCGUCUCUGUUGCAAGCUCUCGAUGAGGAUUCAUGGAGGACAAAAACCGCAUCCGUGGAAUUACUUGGUGCUAUGGCAUUUUGCGCUCCCAAACAGUUGUCUUCCUGUUUGCCAAGCAUUGUACCAAAAUUGAUCGAAGUUCUCGGAGACUCCCACACAAAGGUACAAGAAGCCGGUGCUGAUGCUCUCAAAGUAAUCGGAUCCGUUAUAAAGAAUCCUGAAAUUCAGGCCAUUGUUCCAGUUUUAUUGAAAGCAUUGGAAGAUCCUUCUAACAAUACGUCAGCAUGUCUUCAAAGCCUACUAAAAACAAAAUUCAUUCAUUUUAUUGACGCCCCAUCGUUGGCUCUGAUAAUGCCAGUAGUUCAAAGAGCAUUCAUGGAUCGAUCGACAGAAACAAGAAAAAUGGCUGCCCAAAUUAUAGGUAAUAUGUACUCGCUCACAGACCAAAAGGAUCUGACACCUUAUCUGCCCAGUAUAAUUCCCGGCCUGAAGUCCUCUCUGCUGGAUCCCGUUCCGGAAGUCCGAGCUGUGUCGGCACGUGCCCUAGGUGCAAUGGUGAAGGGAAUGGGCGAGUCCUCAUUCGAAGACUUGCUGCCAUGGCUGAUGCAAACCCUCACCUCGGAAUCGAGUAGCGUUGACCGCAGUGGCGCAGCCCAGGGUCUGUCUGAGGUCGUUGGAGGACUGGGCGUAGAGAAGAUGCAUAAGUUAAUGCCGGAAAUCAUUUCGACGGCAGAACGAACCGACAUCGCUCCACAUGUCAAGGAUGGGUACAUUAUGAUGUUCAUCUAUAUGCCAGGGGCAUUUCCCGAGGAAUUCACGCCAUACAUUGGCCAAAUAAUUAAUCCCAUACUCAAGGCGUUGGCCGAUGAAAGUGAAUAUGUGAGGGACACGGCCCUCAAAGCUGGACAACGAAUUGUGAACUUAUAUGCAGAGACUGCAGUUGCCCUGCUGCUGCCCGAGCUGGAGAAGGGUCUAUUUGACGAGAACUGGCGCAUCAGAUAUAGCUCGGUACAGCUGCUCGGCGACUUAUUGUAUCGCAUAUCGGGUGUCUCUGGCAAGAUGACUACAGAAACUGCCAGUGAGGAUGAUAAUUUCGGCACGGAACAAUCGCACACAGCCAUUAUUCGAUUCUUGGGCGAUGAACGCCGCAAUCGAGUCCUAUCUGGUCUUUAUAUGGGACGAAGUGACGUCUCCUUGAUGGUGCGUCAAUCGGCAUUGCAUGUCUGGAAAAUCGUUGUUACAAAUACGCCGAGAACAUUGCGUGAGAUUCUGCCAACAUUGUUUGGCUUGUUGCUGGGAUGCUUGGCAAGCACCAGCUACGAUAAACGUCAAGUGGCUGCACGCACUUUGGGAGAUCUGGUGAGAAAACUGGGUGAACGGGUUUUACCUGAAAUUAUACCAAUACUCGAGAGUGGAUUGAAUUCGGAGCAGGCAGACCAAAGGCAAGGUGUUUGCAUCGGUCUAUCUGAGAUUAUGGCGUCCACAUCCAAGGAAAUGGUCCUAACCUUCGUGCACAGUUUGGUUCCGACUGUGCGCAAGGCUCUGGCCGACCCCCUGCCCGAAGUUCGUGUGGCAGCUGCAAAAACCUUUGAUUCGUUGCACAGCACGGUGGGUUCGCGGGCACUCGAUGACAUUCUGCCCUUCAUGCUGGAAGGUCUCUCCGAUCCCGAUCCUUUGGUUGCGGAGAACACGCUCGACGGACUGCGUCAAGUGAUGUACAUAAAGUCACGAGUUGUUUUGCCAUACCUGGUGCCACAGUUAACUGCCCAACCAGUGAACACAAAAGCACUCUCGAUAUUAGUCUCGGUUGCUGGAGAUGCUUUGACGAAAUACCUUCCAAAAAUUCUAUCUGCAUUGCUUGAGACCUUGUCGCAAUCGCAUGGUUCGGUAAAUGAAUUACAAGAAUUGGAGUACUGUCAGACAGUGAUUUUAUCCGUGACGGAUGAGGUUGGAAUACGAACCAUAAUGGACACUCUCAUGGUUUCGGCAAAGUCGGACAAUUCGUGCACACGUAAAUCGUCGGCAAGUUUACUUUCAGCUUUCUGCAUUCACUCGCCGGGCGACUAUUCUCAAUAUAUUCCUCAACUUCUGCGCUGCUUACUGCGGCUGAUGGCCGAUACGGAUAAGGGAAUAAUUCAAAAUGCUUGGGAAGCAUUGAAUGCUGUCAUCAAAAGCCUAAGUCCCACGGACCAAAUUGGUUACGUGACCGAUCUUCGCCAGGCAGUCAGGUUUGCUGCCAGUGACUUGAACGAGGCGGAAUUACCUGGUUUUUGCUUACCAAAGGGCAUCACUCCCUUGUUGCCAGUCUUUCGAGAGGCUAUCCUUAAUGGCUUGCCCGAAGAAAAGGAAAAUGCCGCCCAAGGCCUCGGUGAAGUUAUAUUCCUUACUAGCGCCAGCUCUUUACAGCCAUCUGUCGUGCAUAUUACUGGACCUUUGAUUCGAAUUUUAGGAGAUCGUUUUAAUUCUGGUGUGAAGGCAGCUGUUCUCGAAACUCUGGCGAUUCUGCUCCACAAGGUUGGUGCCAUAUUGAAACAGUUCUUGCCACAACUUCAGACGACCUUCCUAAAAGCCCUACAUGAUCAGAAUAGAAAUGUUCGCAUGAAAGCGGGAAAAGCACUUUCCGAAUUGGUAGCGAUUCACUCGAGAGCUGAUCCGUUGUUUGUUGAGAUUCACAACGGAAUCAAAAGUUCGGAUGAUUCUGCUGUGAGGGAAACGAUGCUGCAUGCACUGCGUAGCAUUAUUAGUCCGUCGGGCGACAAAAUGUCGGAGCCAAUCAAGAAGCAAAUAUUUGCAACAUUAUUGGGUCUAGUUGGGCAUCAGGAGGAUAUAACGAGAAGUGCAGUUGGCGGCUGCCUGGGAGCAAUGCUAAAAUACAUGCCACCAGCACAAGUUUCUGAUUUGUUAAAUAAUAGCAUACUUACGGAUAAUGCGGCGGAAGAUUCAUUUACCAAGCAUGGCUACACAAUUAUUCUGUUUGUUGCAUUGAAGGAGUGUCCUAGGGAGAUAUUGACAGCAAAUCUCGUCGAUCGAGUAAUUGGCCACAUAUUAGUUAAUAUUGUAUCGGACAAGGUGCCCAUUGCAUGUAAUGCGGUUCGAGCUGCGACAUAUCUUCUGGAAUACAAGCUCGUCAAUAAUGAGGAUCCCCCCAACAGCCUGAUUGUGGCCCUUGCCAGGGCAAUGAACCACAAUAGCAAUGACGUCAAGCAGCUAGUUGCAAAGAGUUGCAUACACCUUUCGAAAAGUCUUAGUGCUGAGCAAAUACAUCUCGAUGUUUUGAAGACUUUGGUGCCAACACUUGUGAAUGGUACUAAAGAGAAAAAUGGCUAUGUGAAAUCCAACUCAGAAUUAGCUCUGAUAUCCAUAUUAAGAUUAAGAACUGAUGAGACAACAUUCAAGAAAACUUGCGAAGUUUUGGAGACUGGAGCUAAAGACUCUUUAAGUGAUGUAGUAACAAAAGUUUUAAAAAGAGUCGCUACUCAAGUCGCUGUUAAGGAGGACAAUUUAGACGACACAUUACAAGUUUGAAUGUUCGUAAUUCGCAGAAAUCGUAAUGCAAUUAAAAUCAUUGUUACAAAUGUAAGAAAAUGUAUCUUAAGAUAACGUAUUUAUCAAGUAAUAAAAUCAUACAAAAAAAAGUUUAAGCCUA